GAUGUCUGAUACCUAAGAAGCUUCUUCUGCGUUCUUUCACACCAUCAAUGGUGUUUCGAGAUGGAUGACUGAAAUCAUAAUGAAUAAUCUCUUUUUUCCUUUCUCCAUUCGCGUCGUUUAACCUUCUACUCAACCAAAACCUUUACUGACUCAGCGUCAUUACGGCCUUCAAAGUGAUUUGUUGUCAUUAAGGUCUCAAUUAACUCCAUCCCCCCCCCCCCCCCCCACUCCUUCCACGAUAUCACAUUCAUUGCAUCUCCCAUUUUCUUCCAGUCGGUGAUUCUGGAGCUAUAAAUAGUUUAGUUUGUCUUCAUGAAAUUCAUCACUUUGUUCCUCACAAUCAUAUUGACACCAAAACCUUUCGCAGAGUAUAGUGGCAAACUUCUCUCUCCUUCUUGCUGACUUCAAAGACGAUGACUGCAGCACCACCGCCGAACUGCGGCUUCUGGAAUUUUGGAAGGCAGAAAUGUGACAAAUCCUCUGUUCCGACGAUCCACUUCACCAAUCCUCCCUUCUCUUUCCAAUCACACAAGAAAAAGUUCCUCGAAAGUUCCUCGAUCCAAGCGAUAUUAGCUUAUAUCCUUGCCUACACCUGAAAACGAGUUCCACUAUUUUAGAAUCUCUAAUCGGUGUUGUAGAUAUCCUCAAGUAUAUGAUUCUCAUGUUCAAAGUGUUCUUAAGAUUAUGUUCAUAGUCUUCUUUUGUUAUUAGACUCAUGUUCAUAGUGUUCUUAAACUAAACAUUAUGAAACUGUUAUUCAGAUCUUGAUUAACCAUCGUCUGAAAGAUUUAUUUAGAAAUCGUUUGUGAUUUUGUGAUAGUAUGUUUAUAGUGAACUUCGAUGAUCUCUCUAUUUUUAUUUAUCUGUUGAUCUUUUUAAUGAUGGUGAAUUACAGGAGACAGGGCUAGAGCCAUAACGACUCCAUCAGAUCUGACUGUGUUGGGCAGAUCUUCGGAGAAUCUCACGGUUUCGGCGAUUCUUGAUUGGUUCAACAAUGGCGGCAGUGAAGAUGGUGGUAUUAACAAAUGUGUGAUCGAAAGGUUCGACAAGGAAGCUGCUGAGAUGUACAAGAGGUCCUUCAAGUACGUCUGGGUGUUGGGUAUCACCAUUGAUAUUGCUCUCCCGAAGUUUGAGCCCACUAAGUAGCAUUGCACUGUCAUUGAUGCUUAUGGACAUCUUGAUUUCAUCAAGAACAUGAUUAGAGCUGAAGUCGAUUGGAGACAGAAGAGAGAGUUUCUUUUGGAGAAAAGGGUGAAAGGCGUGGACGUGAAGGAAGCUCUGCGGUUACAGAAAGAGAACAACUUUUUGAUUCUUGAUGUUAGACCAGAGGCAAAGUACAAGGAUGCUGAAGGGUCAUCCCCCGGGAGCUAUCAAUGUGGAGAUGUACAGACUGAUACGGGAAUGGACGCCAUGGGACAUAGCUCGCCGUCUUGGAUCUGCUUUCUUCCGUAUCUUCUCUGGCACUGAAGAGAAUCCAGAGUUUAUUCAAAGUAUAUGCUCUUUAAUGAGAUCAAAAGCUUUGUAUUCAUUUACCAUUAAUAUACUCUGUUGAUACGCUGCUAAAACAGAUGCACGUCUUUUUGUUGUUUGAUGUGGUAAUCUCUCCCAUUUCUUUUACAUACCAAGUAAUGGGACCUAAUGGUAAUUGCAUUUAUCUAUAUUC
Brassica napus (rape) is the source of this 1663-nucleotide messenger RNA. Its product is annotated as rhodanese-like domain-containing protein 14, chloroplastic. The transcript has 4 exons. The record is from RefSeq and is a predicted model, not a curated record. Gene Ontology annotation, cellular component: chloroplast. NCBI's taxonomy places the organism in Eukaryota, Viridiplantae, Streptophyta, Magnoliopsida, Brassicales, Brassicaceae. The coding region runs from base 1195 to 1467 and encodes 90 amino acids.